AGAGGGUCGGCGCGCCAUCUAGUUGGACACUCCAGUACAGUACACUCUUUUGUUGUCUUUCACAUUAUUUCCAUUAUUACCACUUAUUUCCAAACAAAACAAAAAACCAGAAAAUUAAAAAACAUUACAGUUUAAAUAAUUUUAAUUUCAUUUAUUAUUAUUAUUUAUCUGUCAACGAAUUUCCAAUUUAUUUAUUUUUCUAGUCCAUCAGAUCUCGCUCUUUUUUAUUCAUCUUCCUCCUCCUCCUCUUUGCUCGUCUCUCUUCCGCUUGGCUUGGCUUGGCUUCAGAUCGAAAACAAGCUUGCAAAUGGCUGUUUCACAAAACAAUCACGACAUGGACGAGGGACAACUAGAGGUCGGCAUGGAGUACAGAACUGUUUCUGGUGUGGCCGGACCUCUGGUUAUCCUUGAAAAAGUUAAGGGACCUAAGUUUCAGGAGAUUGUUAAUAUUCGUUUGGGAGAUGGAACAACUCGACGUGGUCAAGUCCUGGAGGUUGAUGGAGAGAAAGCUAUUGUUCAGGUUUUUGAAGGAACAUCUGGAAUUGACAACAAGUACACCACUGUGCAAUUUACAGGAGAGGUUUUGAAAACUCCAGUCUCACUGGACAUGCUUGGGCGCAUCUUUAAUGGUUCUGGGAAACCCAUUGAUAAUGGCCCCCCUAUUUUGCCUGAGGCUUACCUAGACAUAUCUGGGAGUUCUAUCAAUCCUAGUGAGAGAACAUAUCCUGAAGAGAUGAUACAGACUGGAAUUUCUACAAUUGAUGUCAUGAAUUCCAUUGCCAGAGGACAAAAAAUCCCACUUUUCUCUGCUGCUGGUCUUCCUCAUAACGAAAUAGCUGCUCAGAUAUGUCGCCAGGCUGGUUUGGUCAAGCGGUUGGAGAAAUCUGACAGUCUUCUUGACGCUGUGGAUGUGGAAGACGACAACUUUGCCAUUGUGUUUGCAGCUAUGGGUGUAAAUAUGGAGACAGCACAGUUUUUCAAACGUGAUUUUGAAGAAAAUGGUUCAAUGGAGAGAGUGACCCUUUUUCUGAAUCUGGCAAAUGACCCUACAAUUGAACGUAUUAUUACUCCUCGUAUUGCUCUUACUACUGCAGAAUAUUUGGCAUAUGAAUGUGGGAAGCAUGUUCUUGUCAUUCUCACAGAUAUGAGUUCUUAUGCUGAUGCUCUUCGUGAGGUAUCUGCUGCUCGAGAAGAAGUGCCUGGAAGGCGUGGAUAUCCAGGGUAUAUGUAUACUGAUCUGGCCCAAAUCUAUGAGCGUGCCGGACGAAUUGAAGGCAGAAAAGGCUCCAUUACCCAAAUUCCGAUUUUAACUAUGCCAAACGAUGAUAUUACACACCCCACUCCAGAUCUUACAGGAUAUAUUACUGAGGGACAGAUAUACAUUGACAGGCAGCUCUACAACAGACAGAUAUACCCGCCAAUCAAUGUUCUCCCAUCACUGUCUCGUCUGAUGAAGAGUGCUAUUGGUGAAGGGAUGACUCGCAGGGAUCAUUCUGAUGUAUCCAACCAGUUAUAUGCAAAUUAUGCUAUUGGGAAGGAUGUCCAGGCAAUGAAGGCUGUGGUUGGAGAAGAAGCACUUUCUUCGGAGGACCUGCUAUACCUGGAGUUCUUGGACAAAUUUGAGAAGAAGUUUGUGAGCCAAGGAGCCUAUGACACCCGUAAUAUCUUCCAGUCACUUGAUUUGGCAUGGACGUUGCUGCGGAUCUUCCCUCGUGAGCUUCUCCACCGUAUACCUGCAAAGACUCUUGAUCUGUUCUACAGCCGAGAUGCAGCUAAUUGAUGGGGUUGAUAUAUCCCGUUCUUCCAAGUUCUUCAACCUAAUUAGCUAUCGAUGAGCUCUGCAAUUUGUUUAUUGAUUCUCUCCCUAGGUUGAAUCUCUACUAUCCCGGCAUAUAUAAUAAAGGUUGUGCUCUGUUUGAGUCCCUAAAAGGUCUUGGCUAGUCCAAAUAUUCUUUCAAUGAGGACAUUUAGAGAUCUUGUAGCUUUUGUAUUUUCUUUUAUGAUUUGUUAGUUUGUCACCCAGUCGUGGUUUGGUCAUGCUUUUACUCUCUAGGAUCUAAAGAGCCCUUGCAGUAUAUAUUUGCUUGUUUGAAGACCUUAUUUAUUUUGUAAUGUCAUUUUUGGCGUUUUAUUGAUCUUAUUUUCAGAAUGUUCUGCCUUGUGUAUUUUGACAUCCGAACUUGCUCAAGUUUAUUGGAGAGUUUAUGUUUAAGUUAUAUCUCGAAAUAAAAUGAGUAUUUUGGUAUUCA
Molecule: messenger RNA, 2249 nt
Organism: Prunus persica (peach)
Lineage: Eukaryota; Viridiplantae; Streptophyta; Magnoliopsida; Rosales; Rosaceae
Product: V-type proton ATPase subunit B2
Exons: 15
Coding region: 308-1780 (490 amino acids)
Biological process (GO): proton transmembrane transport; ATP metabolic process
Cellular component (GO): proton-transporting V-type ATPase, V1 domain
Molecular function (GO): ATP binding; proton-transporting ATPase activity, rotational mechanism
Source: RefSeq, a predicted model, not a curated record